AUGUUCCAGCUCUCCAUCAUCAAGGACACAGUCCCGCUGCACCCAGCGACCUUCGGGCAGGCGCCCGAGGCGGCGCUCAAGCACGCGCUGAACAAGAAGUACGCGAACCGCGUGCUGCACAAUGUCGGGCUCUGCGUCGCCGUCUUCGAUCUCGUCUCUGCGGGCUCUGGCAGAGUGCGGUACGGGGACGGGCUGUUGUAUUACAAGGUGGCGUUUCGGAUGGUCGUGUUUCGGCCGUUUGUGGGUGAGGUGGUGAUUGCGAGGGUAAGGAGCGCGGAUGAGGAGGGGGUGCGGUUGACGAUGGGGUUCUUUGAUGAUAUGUAUGUUCCGCUGGCGUAUUUGCCUCAGCCGUCUGCGUUCGACCCUUCGGAGCGCGCACACUUCUGGCUCCCCUCCUCCGAUGACGACACCGAAACCGCGCCCGCGGACCUGCUCGACUCGCCGAAGGACGCUAGAAUGUACAUCGACGCGGGCGAAGUCCUCCGCGUGCGCGUCGAGUCGGACAUGUUCUGCGACGACGAGCCGGGCCCGCCGCGCGCCGGCGAGGGUGGUGUUGCGCCGCCGCCUGUGAGGGAGCGGAGGGCGCCGUAUAGUGUCGUGUGCUCGAUUUCUGAACAAGGGCUGGGGCCGGUAGCGUGGUGGAAGGCGGCGCAGGUCGAGGGCGGGGAGGACGAGAUGAUGGAGGAGUGAAAGGGAUCUAGCCUAGGCUUCAUGGAAGGUGAAAAGCAGCGCUGUCUGCACCUGUAUUAUUGUAUGCGGUUUCCUGCAAUCCUUAUGGGUGACGGAGG
Messenger RNA from Coniophora puteana RWD-64-598 SS2, 788 nucleotides. RefSeq lists its product as uncharacterized. NCBI's taxonomy places the organism in Eukaryota, Fungi, Basidiomycota, Agaricomycetes, Boletales, Coniophoraceae. Gene Ontology annotation, biological process: DNA-templated transcription; transcription initiation at RNA polymerase III promoter. The record is from RefSeq and is a predicted model, not a curated record. The coding region runs from base 1 to 690 and encodes 229 amino acids. Gene Ontology annotation, cellular component: RNA polymerase III complex. The transcript has 5 exons.